UAUGUGUUCAGUUAUAAGAAAAGUUCAUUGAAAAUUUGAAGACUGUUUGCAGCGCCGUUGUGCGGCAUUCAUAAGAAUAUUCCUUGUGACGCAAUAGGAACUCGUCCUUUCCGUCGACCUACCGUGAGCGGAACAUGUCGCAUACGUCUGAGCGAAGAAACGAUGAUCAAUGGGCAGGAGAUUCCAAAAAUGGUCCAAGUGAAAGUGAUCAACAAACAUAUGAUGGCCCUCCUGGUAUGGAGCCUGAUGGAAUCAUUGAAUCAAAUUGGGAUGUUGUCGUUGACAACUUUGAUGAAAUGAAUCUGAAAGAGGAAUUAUUACGUGGUAUUUAUGCUUAUGGUUUUGAAAAACCUUCUGCAAUUCAACAGCGUGCCAUUCUGCCAUGUAUAAGAGGACACGAUGUGAUUGCGCAGGCACAGUCAGGAACUGGCAAGACUGCUACAUUUUCAAUUUCUAUUUUACAACAAAUUGACACUACCAUUAAAGAGUGUCAAGCUUUGAUUCUAGCACCAACUCGUGAGCUUGCUCAACAAAUUCAAAAAGUUGUUAUUGCUUUGGGAGACUUUAUGCAUGCAGAAUGUCAUGCAUGUAUUGGAGGUACUAAUGUACGUGAAGAUAUGCGAAAAUUGGAUCAAGGUGUUCACAUAGUAGUUGGUACACCUGGUAGAGUUUAUGAUAUGAUUAGUCGGCGGGCAUUACGGGCCAGUAGUAUCAAACUAUUUGUACUAGAUGAAGCUGAUGAGAUGCUCUCUCGUGGUUUCAAGGAUCAAAUUCAUGAUGUUUUUAAAUUAUUACCUCAUGAAGUACAGGUUAUAUUACUAUCUGCUACAAUGCCAUCAGAUGUAUUAGAUGUAUCUAAAUGCUUCAUGCGAAAUCCAAUUCGUAUUUUGGUUAAAAAAGAAGAACUUACACUAGAGGGUAUUAAACAAUUUUUCAUCUAUGUUGAGCGUGAAGAAUGGAAAUUUGAAACACUUUGUGACCUAUAUGAUACAUUGAGUAUCACUCAAGCAGUUAUCUUUUGUAACACGCGGCGUAAAGUAGAUUGGUUAACAGAAAGUAUGCGCACUCGUGAUUUUACGGUCUCUGCUAUGCAUGGAGAUAUGGAACAGAAAGAACGAGAUCUCAUUAUGAGGCAGUUUAGAACUGGAUCAUCUCGUGUUCUCAUAACAACCGAUCUUUUAGCACGUGGUAUUGAUGUUCAACAGGUUUCACUUGUCAUCAAUUAUGAUUUACCUUCCAAUCGUGAAAAUUAUAUUCACAGAAUCGGUCGAGGUGGUCGUUUCGGUCGCAAGGGAGUGGCAAUUAACUUGGUAACUGACGACGAUAAACGAACCUUGAAAGAUAUUGAACAAUUCUAUAAUACUAGUAUCGAAGAAAUGCCAAUGAAUGUCGCAGAUUUGAUUUAAAUCUGACUAUUGGCUAUAAUUCAUUAUAAUUAAAAAAAAAAAAUAAUAAAAGUAAGUGAAAUACGGAGCUCUCAGCUGAUCUCUCAUGGUGUGUGAGUAUAUAUAGAGUGAAUUGGUGAACUAUAAUCGCUUAUGUAAACGCGAUCUACCGAAAUAUUCCAAACGUUCUCAUCUCAAUUUCAUUUUAUAACAGUAGAUUACAGAAAUAGUUAUCUGUUACGCUAGAAAAAAAAAUUAGUACUAUUACAUUAUAAUUAUUACAAUUAUCACUACGGAUACUACUAUACUGCUAUUUCUACCACUAUUACUCUUACUAUUAUUACUGUUAUUGGUAUAUACUCUUGCGCUACUCUCUUCUUGUUCAAUAUUUAUUACUAUUUUCCCCGCUAUUACUCCUAUUAUAUAACUCUUUACUGUUAAUAUCUCUAGUAUCCCUAUCAUUGUGACUACAAAUACCGAAAUUGUUCCAAUUUCCAAUACGAAUUAAUAAUAUCGCCUCGACAAAAUACAAUCAUUGCGAUUACUGAUACUGUGAGGCGGUAAAAUAAAAAGAAACUGAGAAGUGAGGUAAUUCAACCAACUUUGGUUGUUCUUUUACUUCUCUGCUAUCUCAAAAGAUUUUAUAUUUUGCGUAAAUGCACUUACAAUUUUAUCUAACAUAUCCACAUUCUGUUAUGAAUUUCAAAUCUUUUAUCUUGAAUAAUUUUAUUUCAUCUUCUUUCUUAUAUAACUUUUCCAACUGGAUGAUUUAUUCCAUAUUUCAUGGUCCAUCUUCAACACUCUUACCGCCGCGAUUACAACGUGUUUGUCUAGGCAGAGGUUUAGUCGGGUAUUGGAAAGGGUAUUUCAAUCACAAGCGUUGUCGAAGGAGAUGUACAUUCAGACUUUAGAUGAUACGAAUUUUUUGUAUGUCCCAAAUCCUAAGUACAUACUUUCAUUAAGAAAAUAAAGUGUUUGACCUUUUAA
This is a messenger RNA of Apis mellifera (honey bee), 2372 nucleotides long. RefSeq names its product eukaryotic initiation factor 4A-I (gene eIF4A). Gene Ontology annotation, molecular function: RNA helicase activity; ATP binding; RNA binding. Bases 135 to 1406 code for a protein of 423 amino acids. The record is from RefSeq and is a predicted model, not a curated record. NCBI's taxonomy places the organism in Eukaryota, Metazoa, Arthropoda, Insecta, Hymenoptera, Apidae. The transcript is spliced from 7 exons.